Messenger RNA from Styela clava, 2646 nucleotides. Its product is annotated as enhancer of mRNA-decapping protein 3-like. Lineage: Eukaryota; Metazoa; Chordata; Ascidiacea; Stolidobranchia; Styelidae. The record is from RefSeq and is a predicted model, not a curated record. Gene Ontology annotation, cellular component: P-body. Gene Ontology annotation, molecular function: mRNA binding. Gene Ontology annotation, biological process: deadenylation-independent decapping of nuclear-transcribed mRNA; P-body assembly.
CACCAGCGACACCAGGCUUCUGCCUCUCACUCUCAGCCUCUCUGUAAUCGAGUUGUCGUCUCUGGUGUUGCUUGUUUAGUCAGUUGUCCGUCAGCCUCAUACCGUAGAUCAGUAGAUUGAAAAAUUGUUUCAUUUUUUGAAAAUAUUGAUGUACUGUAUUUUAUGAUAACAACACAGACAUAGUUAUUCAAUAUCUGUAUAUGCAUUUUUACGUUUUGGAUUUUUUUCUUUUUCCUAUAGCCUAAUGCUUUACCGGUAUAUGAUUAUAAUAUUUGAAUAUACUUUAAUUGGUUGAUUGAACUUGGGAAUGUUAUUUUUUCAUUUACAUGAUCAUUUGAUGGAUACAUUGAUUUUGUAGGCCCUAUAGUUCUCUUCCAGUGUUCAGAAACCGAAAGUCAUGACAUCUUACGUUGGUUCCAAUGUUACAAUAAACUGUGGGGAUGUAAUAGGUCAUUGUCAGGGAAUCGUGAAAGAAGUAGACCAAAAAUCACAAACAAUUACAAUUUCCAAUCCAUAUCGAAAUGGUUUUAAAUGCCCACAUAAUGAGAUGACAAUUCCGUCGUCUGAUAUCGUAGAAAUCACCAUCAUUGAUGGCCUUCUUUCAACAUUGGAAACUAAGGAUAAGAAAUCCUCAAAAAUUGGGUUAUCAAGUGUAAAAAAAGAAAAAGGGCCUAAAAACAAUGAAAGCCGACAAGUUGGUAUUACAGAUAGAAUACCAAUGCAUUCUAGUUCACCACAACCUGGCUCGGAGUAUAAAGGUGGGAAAAAGUAUUCAAAAGUACGGAAGGGUUUAUAUAAUCGGGAUGACGAUACGUUUGAUAACAACCCGCAAGAUAUGACUGAAGAUUUCGAUUUUGUCAAGAAUCUUGCUCUUUUUGAUAAACUUGCUGUAUACAAUGAGAUAAACUCUGGAAGUGAUGGAGAAAGUAUGAGAACUCCAUCAAAACAAAGACAUAGAAAGGUUGAAGAGAAAUACAAGCAUGACGAGUUCGUUCUACAAAAAGGGCCUGUAAUAUACCGACAAAUAAUAACAAAUGAGGUGACCAAAUACGAAGUUUCAGAAUAUUACACAGAUGCAGGACUUGUAGUUCCCACUAUUUCAAAUGAUACCUAUAUACAAAUAUUGCAUGCCGCUGAACUCAUGGGUUUCGGAAUGGAUAGACAAACUGAAAUAUUUGGAGCUAAUGCAAGUCUCAUGGCUCUAUCUGUAUUGGGUGGCUGUAAUAGGCUUCAUCCAAGAAAUUCACAUCAGCCCCCAUCUGCAGUUGUAAUGUGUGGGCCUCAUAGAACAGGUGCUCAAGGUGUUGCAACAGCGAGGCAUCUUUCAAAUCAUAAUGUAAAAGUGAAUGUGUUCAUGCCCAAUUUUGUUAAAAUACAUGCUUGCCUACAAGAAGAAUUAAGACUAUUGUCUCUAACAGAUGCUGUUGUUAUUAGCGAAUAUUCUGAAUUACCUACAAAUCCUGUUGAUUUAAUCAUUUCUGCGAUGGAUGAAGAAGAUUGUGAAUUUUUAUAUCAGCAAUCUUGGUAUCAACAUUCCGUUCGUUGGUGUAAUGAAAAUCGAGCUCCUUUAAUGUGUCUCUCUCCACCAGCUGCAUUACCUCCAGAUUUGCAUAUAAAAUGGUCUGUGUGUGCAGUACUGCCUUUUUCACUUUCAGCAAAAUAUGGUGCUUUAUACAUGAUUGAUGUAGGAAUACCAGUGAGAGCAUUUGAAAAACUAGGAAUUCAGUAUCAGUCGCCUUUCUGUGGUAAAUCUUUCCUUCAUUUACACAAAAGUAAAUGAGAAAUGUACAGUACUUGCUUUUUUGAUCUUUUAAAUGCAUUUUGUACCGGUAUAAAUGUGAGUGUGACCUUGGUCAUUCGUAUAUUAAAGGUUUACCAUCUCUUGGAAAAUGUGCUGGUUAAUUAAACAUAUUUGAUUUUUUUUUGCUCCAUUCCAUUUCUCAAUUUUUAUCUUCCUUUUAUUAAUCUCAAUAUUGGAGAAAAGGGUUGACAGAUAAUAAUAUGGCACCUAGUAAAGGUUUUUAUGAAUGUUUGAUAACCAAGCAAGACUCCACCCAACUAUAUGUGUGUGGGUGGAGAGUUCAAAAGAUCACAUCACCACUAGUCCAAACUGCAGCUAAAUAUAAAUACGAUGCCAUCAGCAUAUUGAAAAUAUCCCUCUCAGGAAAUGACAUUGCAACUUGCCAUAAUCACCUGAACAAUCUACUAGAUAAUUGAAUGAAUCUAUUUGAUUACCUGAUUACAGUGUAUAAAUAAACAGUUUGCUGAAGGGAAUUUACUUAUUUCUCCUUGAAAUAUACUUACAGAAUACAAAAAAAAUCUCAUCUAGUAAUUUUGUUAUAAACUUGGUCAUCGUUAACGCCUUUAUUGGGGAUCAUUUUUUUGCUUUAACAAACCAUUUUUGCCAUUUAAUUUAUUCAUUCCGCCCUUUUCUGUAGAUUGAUUGUAUUUAUAAAAUGCUGUAGUAAAUGAAUGAAGAAUUUCUACUACCGGUACUUGUUUUUUUGAACUGGUCAGUUUUAGCCAGUAUUGGGUACUUACAAUGUAUCACCUAGUUCAAUACUGAUUUCUUUGACAAAAUUCCAUUUUCUACAGUUGUUUUUGUAUGACAAUGUUCAUCUAAUGCUAUUUUCAUUUUUCUGUAGA